This is a messenger RNA of Peromyscus leucopus (white-footed mouse), 1067 nucleotides long. RefSeq names its product deoxyhypusine hydroxylase (gene Dohh). Gene Ontology annotation, molecular function: deoxyhypusine monooxygenase activity. NCBI's taxonomy places the organism in Eukaryota, Metazoa, Chordata, Mammalia, Rodentia, Cricetidae. Gene Ontology annotation, biological process: peptidyl-hypusine biosynthetic process. The record is from RefSeq and is a predicted model, not a curated record.
CCUGCGAGUGCGGAGCCCGGCGCCGAGUCCCCGCGGCCGCGAGCACGGAGGAGGCCGCCGGAGGCGCCUGCGGGACGGCCCAGGAGGGGUUAAGGAGCCACUGUGGAGCAGGGCAGGGAGGCGGUCGCCAUGGUGACGGAGCAGGAGGUGGAGGCCAUAGGGAAGACCCUGGUGGACCCCGGGCAGCCCCUGCAGACGCGCUUCCGGGCCCUGUUCACGCUGCGGGGGCUCGGUGGCCCGCACGCCAUCGCCUGGAUCAGCCGGGCCUUCGAGGACAGCUCCGCGCUGCUCAAGCACGAGCUGGCCUACUGCCUGGGCCAGAUGCAGGACCCGCGCGCCAUCCCCGUGCUGGCGGACGUCCUGCGCGACGCCGGCCAGGAGCCCAUGGUGCGCCACGAGGCCGGGGAAGCGCUGGGGGCCAUCGGUGACCCAGAAGUUCUGGACCUCCUGAAGCAGUACUCUGCCGACCCCGUGGUGGAGGUGGCCGAGACGUGCCAGUUGGCGGUCGGGCGUCUGGAGUGGCUGCAGCAGCACCCCGGGGAGGCCGCGCCCGCAGGACCCUACCUCUCGGUGGACCCGGCGCCCCCUGCGGCCGAGCGCGACGUGGGGCGGCUGCGGGCGGCGCUGCUGGACGAGGGGCGGCUCUUCGAGCGGUACCGCGCCAUGUUCGCCCUGCGCAACGCCGGGGGCGAGGAGGCGGCCUUGGCGCUGGCUGAAGGCCUGCGCUGCGGCAGCGCGCUCUUCCGCCACGAGGUGGGCUACGUGCUGGGCCAGCUGCAGCACGAGGCGGCCGUGGGCGCGCUGGCCGCCACGCUGGCGCGGACCUCCGAGAGCGCCAUGGUGCGGCACGAGUGCGCCGAGGCUGGCGCCAUCGCCAGGCCCGCCUGCCUGGCCGCGCUGCGGGCGCACGUCGCCGACCCCGAGCGCGUGGUGCGGGAGAGCUGCGAGGUGGCGCUGGACAUGUACGAGCACGAGAGCCGCCGCGACUUCCAGUACGCCGACGCGCUGGAGCGCCUGCGGCCCUGACCGCACCGGCCUGACCCCGACCCGCACCGGCCCCGACAGCA